AUGCAUAAUCACGAGGCCUUUCUUAAUUUCACCACAAAUGAAACCAUGCUGAAUGCAACCAACUCGUCGCGUUCCCAGCCACCGCUGGGAGCUUAUGAUAUCUGUGAAAUUACCAAUCUAAUUCUAGCGGUACUAUUUAACAGCACAAUUUUACUUAUCUUACUGCACCAGCCUCGCGAAGUCGCACGAAAUCCGUUCCUAAUUUACGUUUUGAAUCUGCUAAUUGCAAAUCUCGUGUUUUUUAUCUGCUAUACACCGCUGGACCUUGCUGUGGAUGAUAUGGCUGAUUUUUCGUUUGGAUUGCCGGCCUGCUCAUUUUACCUAUACGCACAAUAUUGCGUAGGUAAUAUCAGUAUUUUCGGCCAUCUACUGAUCGUGAUUAACCGCAUCUGGGCCGUUGCCGCACCCAUUCAUUACAAGCAGCAUCACACAGUCCGCAUAACCACUAUUCUGUGCGGCAUCUCCUGGAUUAUCAUGCACGUUAUCAUAGUUCCGGGAAUCGUUUUUAACGCCACGCUCUUGUCCAAAUCCAAUAUGCCGAAAGGUUGUGUUGUGGAUGUCAUCAACAGCGUUAUCCUGAAGACAUGGAACACUUUUGCCCAGAUGGUGCUGGUAAUUAGCGAGAUAAUUAUGCUGGCUGGAUGCCCUUAUAUCUUGCGGAAGAAGCACGGGACGCGUCAGAUUGCAAAAUCGGCAGACAGUGACACCAACGACGGCGCUAGUUAUACCGCAAACAAAGACACAGUAGUGAUGAAAGUGUACAAGAGAAAAGCUGAUGAGAAUAAAGAGACUUCCUGGUUGCUGCUGCUACUGACUCUUUCGGUCUUCUUCUUCUGGACCCCGAGUAUGAUUUGGUACAUCAAACUAAGCUUUUCCUCAAUUUAUGAUCCAUAUGUGACACAAGUGAUUAACCUUAUUUUCAACUUCCAAGCUGUUGUUGACCCUAUUGUAUUCACCUUGGCAUUUGAUAGAAUACGAAAAUACUUUGAAUACAAUCCGUGUACGGGUGUGCAAUAUUUUGGAUGGUGA
Messenger RNA from Paramacrobiotus metropolitanus, 1029 nucleotides. Its product is annotated as mas-related G-protein coupled receptor member A4-like. Gene Ontology annotation, biological process: G protein-coupled receptor signaling pathway. NCBI's taxonomy places the organism in Eukaryota, Metazoa, Tardigrada, Eutardigrada, Parachela, Macrobiotidae. The record is from RefSeq and is a predicted model, not a curated record. Gene Ontology annotation, cellular component: membrane; neuron projection. The transcript has 3 exons. The coding region runs from base 1 to 1029 and encodes 342 amino acids. Gene Ontology annotation, molecular function: peptide binding; G protein-coupled receptor activity.